AUGCCGAGCAGGGAAUCACUUUCCGUUUCGACUGCCUACGUAGUAAUAUUAUGCGUGCGAGUGAGCAAGUUUAGGAGACUCAGAGCAGGGCAUUUACAACCCGGCAAGCCGCAACCCAACUCUGUAGACCGUAAACUCACGAUACUCACAAGUGCUACCGCCCCGGUGCUCAAUGUCCCGAUCAGACCCUUCACUAAAGCACUCCAAAGCUCAGAUCAAGCGCUCGCCAAGGAUAUUCGCCGUACACCAGCGGGCGUUCUAGACUCCCUGAAAUUCAAAUUCCCGUCCCAAAAUUUCUCCAACUCACCACCCCAACAGGCCCAACUAGUAGUUUUCGUCAAGUAA
Messenger RNA from Colletotrichum godetiae, 345 nucleotides. RefSeq lists its product as uncharacterized. NCBI's taxonomy places the organism in Eukaryota, Fungi, Ascomycota, Sordariomycetes, Glomerellales, Glomerellaceae. Bases 1 to 345 code for a protein of 114 amino acids. The record is from RefSeq and is a predicted model, not a curated record. The transcript has a single exon.